Molecule: messenger RNA, 1498 nt
Organism: Clarias gariepinus (North African catfish)
Lineage: Eukaryota; Metazoa; Chordata; Actinopteri; Siluriformes; Clariidae
Gene: psmd10
Product: proteasome 26S subunit, non-ATPase 10
Exons: 5
Coding region: 37-717 (226 amino acids)
Molecular function (GO): protein binding
Source: RefSeq, a predicted model, not a curated record
CGCAACCGACCACGAGCCGUUCCAGUUCUUGUUGUUAUGGAGAGCUCUGUGUCUAACGUAGAAGUCUGUAACUUGGCCUACACGGGAAAGUUUGAUCAGCUUAAAGCAUGUAUUUUAUCCGACAGAAGCCUAGCGACGAAAACAGACCAGGACCACAGGACUGCUCUGCACUGGGCGUGUUCAGCUGGACAUGCACAUAUCGUUCAGUUUCUUCUGGAACUUGGAGUUGAGGUGGAUGUGAAGGAUGAUGCAUCUUGGACUCCUCUGCAUAUUGCAGCUUCAGCAGGGAGAGAAGAAAUCGUUGGAUCUCUAAUAGGCAGAGGAGCACAAGUCAAUUCAGUCAACCAGAAUGGUUGCACCCCAUUACAUUACGCUGCAUCGAAGGACAGAUAUGGGAUAGCCUUGCUUUUGCUGGAAAAUGGUGCUGACCCUGACGCCACCGAUAAGCUGCAAUCCACACCGCUACACAGAGCCUCAGCAAAGGGGAACUACCGACUUAUCCAACUUCUCCUAAAACAGAGCGCUUCUACUAAUAUUCAGGACUCCGAGGGCAACACGCCACUCCAUCUCGCAUGUGAUGAGGAACGAGUAGAGGCUGCAAAGCUGUUAGUUGAACACGGUGCUAGCAUUUACAUUGAGAAUAAGGAAGAAAAGACGCCUAUAGAUAUUGCCAAAGGUGGACUUGCUAAUAUUUUAAGGAGGAUUGUAGAAGGCUGAAUUGAUUAUGAGGAGGCUUGUGCAUCAGCUGUGUCAAACUGGUUGCCUCUACAGACAUGAGGAACUUCUGUCCCAGGGCUUGGUGGACAGACAGCAAAGAGUUUUCAUGAGUUAAAACAGGACUAGAUAAUGGACUUUGUUUGUGGGAUUGAAGUCUGGAAAGUCUUUUUUUUUUUUUUUUUUUUUUUUUUAUAAAUCAUGCAAUUCACUUCAUCUACAUAGUAUUUUGCUUUGCUUUUUCUUUGGGGGGAAGCAAGUUUUACAUUUUUAAAUCUUACUGUUUGUUAAUAUUAGUUCACAAUAAUGUUUGUUCAAUAGGGAAGUAAUUCAUAUUAUUGUUUGCUUUUUAGACGCAACUACACUACCAGUCAUAAGUUUGAACCCACCUGCUAUCCCAUGAUCUUUCCUGAGUUUUAUUUCUUUCUACACUGUAAAACAAUACUGAAAGCAUCCAAAACAGCAAAUCAUCUCCUUUGAACAGUUAAUAUUAAGAUGCGUCUGCUAAUUAUGCUCUGUAAAGCCUUCAUAACAACUGAGAUGCUGUUAAUUGUUGAUUUUUGAGGCUGGUAAAUGAUCUCUGCAGCAUGAUCUUCAAGAGAGCCAGUUCCAUCAUGGUACUUUAUGGUUUUUGCAAAUGCAUUUGACAAGACUGUUCUUACCAGAACUUUUCCAGAAAAGCUGACCUCCUCGUCUUAAAAUAACAAAUGACCAUUGUUAAUUACCUAAUGCCAUAUGUGUUAUUUCAUAGUUUUGAAAAAAUAAAUCCAAACUUGUGUCCAAA